This is a messenger RNA of Oryzias melastigma (Indian medaka), 3051 nucleotides long. RefSeq names its product transmembrane protein 255A (gene tmem255a). Lineage: Eukaryota; Metazoa; Chordata; Actinopteri; Beloniformes; Adrianichthyidae. Bases 872 to 1912 code for a protein of 346 amino acids. The transcript is spliced from 10 exons. The record is from RefSeq and is a predicted model, not a curated record.
CACGUGACCGAGUGACUCGACAUGGGGGAAAAAUAAGCCGGAAGUUGUCGGAAAAAUACAAUUGUUUUUCAAAAUAAAGCUUAAGCCAGGUAAUAAAUAAAACGGUAAAAAUUUAGAUCUUUUUUCUCUUCUUUUCUUUUCUUUUCUCUUUGCAGCCUGUUACCGGUACCGGUUCCACAGUUGUACAGAAGUCGGGGCGUUGUCUUGAUCUGAUUGGUCCUCUAUACAAUGUGACGUCAUCGCGUUCUUCUUUUAUCAUUGGACAUAGUUCUAGCCGUGCGCAGGUUUGUUGAUUCUUCGUAUUACAUUACAAUACAAUAUAUUAAUACACGUGAUCAAAUCUGCAUAUAAAAAACCAAUAGUCAAUGAUGUAAACAUGGGUGUGUUAAUAAAGUCUUACCUGUAUAAAAUGUAAUGGCUUAGUCACUAAGUUAAAUUUGCAAAUAAAUUGACUUUAUUACAAUAUUAAGACACUAUAACUGUAAUAGUAGAAAGGUGAUUAAAAUGUAAAAUGUUUAAUAUCCUAGAUGAGAGAUCUCACACAAAUAGAGGUGGUUACACUAGAAGUAAUUCGGUAGGAGCUUUUGUAACGGAUGCGAGAGUACUUUGUUUCAGGAGAAAGUGUGUGACAUGCGCACACACACCAGCAGCAGCAGAACAAACGACCCGCCGUCCACUGUCCAGCGCCAACAUGAAGCGCGCGCGGAGAGCGCAGAUCGUGUGAGGAAUCACGGAUGGAAUCCGCGGUUUUGCCAGAGAAUGACUCUGUCGGACGGUCAACGUCUUCAUCCCAGAUCUGCGCCGCUCAUUAGGUCGUGAUUGUUUUGUAUUUAUCUCCAAGAGGAGGAGCGGGUUCAACAAUUCAGGCGGCAUGCCUCCCCCAGCAAGCAGCCUGCAGUCCAGCGGUCUGACGCUCUCUGAAACAAGCAUGGGUUCGUUUAAAAGGAGGAAGAGGAAAUCCAUCAUUAUGACAGUGAUGCUGCUCAUCGUCUCUGUACUCAUCCUCAUCUUCGGACUGGCAGCUACCACCCGGGCGAAGAACAUCACUGUGGGAGGCUACUAUCCAGGACUCAUUCUUGGUUUCGGCUCCUUCCUGGGGAUUAUUGGUGCUCAUUUGAUAGAGAACAAGAGGCAGAUGUUGGUGGCGUCUAUCGUCUUCAUCAGCUUCGGCGUGGUGGCUGCCUUUUGUUGUGCUAUUGUUGACGGAGUUUUUCCAGCAAGACAUAUUGACCUCAGGCCUCUGUACGCCGGCCGUUGUGAGUAUCUCUCCAGCGAGACCGCAUCUGAACGAGAUGUGCCAUGUCAUACUUCGCGUGCAUCCUGUAACCUGCACGUAAAGAGCAACACCUGUUACUGCUGCGAGCUGUACAACUGCGGGAAAGAACAUCCUCUUAUCGGACUUCAAAAUAAAAAUGUUAUGAAAAAGUUUAGGAAAUCACCCAUGAUUUGGAAUCGUGGUGAACUGAUGGGAGGCUACCAUGAGUACACGGAGGUGGAGAGCUGCCAGGAUGUGGUGCACCUCUACCACCUCCUGUGGUCUGCUACCAUCCUCAACGUAGUGGGCCUGUUUUUGGGGAUCAUCACUGCUGCCGUUCUGGGAGGGUUCAAGGACAUGACGCCGUCCGCCGCCUCUGAGAGCUCAUCUGAACCAGAGGCCAUCAUCGCCCCCAUCCAUUCAGAGCCUCCUCCUCCUCCGCCUGCUGCUCCUUUCAACUCGUACCACAACGCUGCCCCCUGCCUGCCGCCUUACACUGCCUACGAUCUGCAGAGCACCUACGUGUUUCCGGACUCUUCAGGCCUGUCAGACGACUCGCAGUCAGGUGCGAGCCACUUGUGGCCCACGAUGAUCCCUCCUCGCUACUCGCCUCCUCACAAGCACCCUGACGAGAAGCCCCCUCCGUACAGCCCGUAGCGGGACCGCCAAACGCUUUUCGGUGCCGUCAGACGCCGAGCUUCCUCAGUUUGUCACCCUGAGUUGUGGAGAAAAGACACACGGAGGGAAGAGGAGGCGCUUUUGGGGGGAGAAUAGACUCGCUAUGCCCUCAUGACAGGAGACGAGAUGCCCGGUGUCAGGACGGAUCACACGUCUGUCGGGCUUUUAGACUUCUGACACUGCAGGACUCCGCCACUCGGACUUUACUGCUACUGAAGCUCUCCUUCGCAAAUGAUAAGCUAAUGUCAUGAAAGCUAUAAGUGUCCACCCUCCGAUGGUUUAAGUGACACUCCAGAGGUGCACCCAUGCAGCCAUUUCUUAAAUCUUUUUUUCUAAAAUUGGCAGCAAAUGAAGGCAUUACAUGCUCAUAAUGUACGUAGAGCAGUAUGAUGUAUUGUAAUCUAGAUCCAAAGUAUCCAACAGUAUUAACCAUCUCAUCAAUGUGUGGUGUUUAAUAGAAAGUAAACUACUGUACAGUAGUUUCUCAGGAUAAUCAAUAACACUCCUAUUUAUUCUAUUGACAGCUGCUAAACAGGUACAUAUAGACGUGUCGGGCUGAAGGUAAAAAUGUUUUUUUUGGCUGCUAAUCAAAGCUCAGUGCUGGAUUCACUGAUACAAGAUGAGGAACUGAAAGCCUCAUGGAAAGUGAAAAAAAGCUAAUUUCCACUUUUUUCAGUUUUUGGGACUAAUAUAAUGUCAGCUCCUUAUUUAGGAGCCCAACUGGUUUUACGUUUUGCCUUGAAGGCUGCUGUCAGGAUCUCUAAAGGACGUUUUUCUGCAGACUUUUGGAUAUGAAGGGGAUUUGGGACAGUUGCCAAUAGAAACGCUACUUCAACUCCAGCUAAAGUUGGAUAAACCUGCAUCAUGUUUUCUAAGGUCAAACCUAUUCUUCAAAGACCGUAAAUUGGAGAGCUAACGAUUUAAAAUAAACUUAAAAAAAAUAAUUAUGAUGUAACACUUUUCCAAAAAAAGGUCAAAGAAUGUACAACAGUUGAAUAAAAAUAUCAGAUGUUUUUCAGAGGAAAAGAUCAGACAUAAUCAUAGAAUGCCAAUGAAAAUAGAUUCCCUGCACUUACCUGCUUAUGGUACAACUGAUGUUUAAUAAAAGGAAAAGGAAA